Molecule: messenger RNA, 809 nt
Organism: Nelumbo nucifera (sacred lotus)
Lineage: Eukaryota; Viridiplantae; Streptophyta; Magnoliopsida; Proteales; Nelumbonaceae
Source: RefSeq, a predicted model, not a curated record
UCCCCAUCAUCCCAUCCUAGAAUUCCCGGCCGGCCUUUAAACACAAACCCAAUUAAGUGAUACUAGCUAGCUUCAGAUAUAUCGAUGGCUUCCAAGAGUAGUGCGUCCCUUGCUCUUCUCCUUGCCUUGAACCUUCUCUUCUUCACUCUUGUGAGCUCUACCUAUGUCCCUUGCCCACCACCACCAAAGAAGCCAACCCCAAAACCCCCAAAGCCUCCUGUAUACCCUAGUUGCCCAAGGGACACACUGAAGCUAGGCGUUUGUGCCAACCUGUUGAACGAUUUGGUGCACCUCGUCAUCGGAACCCCACCAAAGUACCCUUGCUGCACUCUCAUUGAGGGUCUUGCUGAUCUCGAAGCCGCUGUUUGCCUCUGCACUGCCAUCAAGGCCAACAUCUUGGGCAUUCACUUGAAUGUCCCCGUCUCCUUGAGCUUGCUGUUGAAUUACUGUGGCAAGAAGGUCCCCUCUGGCUUCCAAUGCGCCUAAUUAAGCCCCCGAAGCGCUACGCUUCUUCUUAUUAUUUCUCUCUUCAUGCAUUAUUGGUGUGUUGCUUUCUGCUCGAUCUGGUUUCAGGAAUUCUCCUCCUUUGAUUGUGUGUCUUUAAAAGUUUUCCUCGUAAUUGUACUCUUGAUUCGUUUGGUGGAUGGAACUUGGAAGGCUCCUCACCUUCCUGAUCUACAUCUUCUGUAGCCUUCUUAAUUUCUCCCAAUUCUAAUAAUGACAAUGGACGGGUCUGUUUUUUGUUUUGUAGCUGUAUAAAUAAGAAGUCUUAUUUCAGAAUGAAAUUAUUGGAUUUUAUUAUUGCACAA